Carica papaya (papaya) is the source of this 1302-nucleotide messenger RNA. RefSeq names its product riboflavin synthase-like. NCBI's taxonomy places the organism in Eukaryota, Viridiplantae, Streptophyta, Magnoliopsida, Brassicales, Caricaceae. The record is from RefSeq and is a predicted model, not a curated record. Gene Ontology annotation, molecular function: riboflavin synthase activity. Gene Ontology annotation, biological process: riboflavin biosynthetic process.
GCUGGUUGCUUACACGCAGCAGCAUGUAGUGAUUCCAUUGAAGAAAGUUGGGCAGAAGGUGAAUCUGGAGGUGGAUAUUUUGGGGAAGUACGUGGAAAGAUUGCUUUCCUCCAUGAAAGGUUAAUGAAGAGGGUUUUAAAUCUCGUGCUACAGAGUGCAAAACCAAGGACUGUUGGCUCGUUGAUUUUCUCCAGAAAUAAACAGAAAAUGGCAGUUUCUCCUUCCUUGAACUCACUCUCCAAAGUACCAAAAUCCAGCUCACCAAAACCUCAAAUCUUCAAUCUCCUAACCACAACACCCAAAACCCAUUUCAAGUUUACUCCGAUUUUCAAGCAAUCCACUCUCUCCCUCUUCACCGCCGGCCAUGCAAAUCAAAAGCCCACCAUCAAACACCAUAGCAACUCCUCAACUCGUUGCCUUUUCACUGGAAUUGUCGAAGAAAUGGGCGAGGUCAAGCAACUGGGUGUCGCCGAUCACGGUGGAUUCGAUCUGAAAAUCCACGCAAACACCGUCCUCGACGGCGUGAAACUCGGCGACAGCAUCGCCGUCAACGGAGCUUGCAUGACAGUAACGGAUUUCGACAAAAGAUUGAACGAAUUCACCAUCGGAUUAUCCCCCGAAACGUUGAGAACAACCGCACUGGUAGAGCUCGAACCAGGUUGGAAGGUCAAUCUGGAGCGCGCGUUGAGGUCCGUUGACCGAGUUGGCGGGCAUUUUAUGCAGGGCCACGUGGACGGAACAGGGGAGAUCGUGGGGAUGGAGAUGGAGGGAGAUGGGUUGUGGGUCAAAAUCAAAACGGAGAAAAGUUUACUGCAGUUUAUAGUGCCUAAAGGAUCCAUAGCCAUUGACGGGACUAGCUUGACUGUGUUGAACGUGUUUGAUGAUGAGAGUUGUUUUAAUAUCAUGCUGGUGGGUUAUACGCAGAAGCAUGUGGUGCUUCCAUUGAAGAAAGUUGGUCAGAAGGUGAACCUGGAGGUGGAUGUUUUAGGAAAGUACGUGGAAAGACUACUUGGUGCUUAUAAAACUUCAUGAAUUCAAGAGGACCAAAUAUUGGGAAAGAUGAUCGGAUGUGCUAGAUCAUUGUGAAAUUCAGGACCACCCUCCCCAUCGGCACAUUAGACAUAUAAUGGCUAUAUUGGAGAAGAUUAGAACACCAUUCUUUCUCUAUCUCAAGGUUAUAUUUCCUUUUUUGUUUUUUGAUUCUAAUAAUGAAAAAUUACGUUGCGAUGUACAUGAACAGGCAAACUUCAACUUGUAAUUUUUCUCUCUUGUAAUGAAGAAGUAAUUUUCUUUUUAUCUUAA